GCGAGUGCAUGUGAAAGGAGGUGCUGAAAAACGUUACACUGGGGAGAGAGCUGUGUUACCACAGAGAGAGUAGAAGAGUGAGAGAGUAGGGGAGACAGAGAGAGGGGCAAAGAAUAGAAAGAGCAUUGUGUUGCUGCUGAGAAAGAACCCAUGUCCGCACAAAGAGAGAUGAAAGAGAAGAACCACUGGCACAAGCCUGUGACCAUCAUCAUCACUGUGAUUGGUGUCAUGGCGAUUGUUGCCUUGGUGACGGUAGCAGUUUUGCAGAACAGGCCUCUCUCCCAAAAGUAUAAGUAUGGGAUUGUGAUGGACGCCGGAUCUUCCCACACAGCACUGUACAUCUACGCCUGGCCAGCUGAGAAAGAUAACAACACCGGCAGAGUGGAACAGACACAUUCCUGUAAAGUCAAAGGUCCAGGUAUCUCCAGCUAUGCAUCUAACCCAUCGAAAGCAGGGGAGUCUCUGAGAGUCUGCAUGCAGGAGGCCAAGCAGCUAGUCCCUGCAAAUCACCAUAGCGAGACACCCCUUUAUCUGGGUGCUACUGCGGGAAUGAGAUUGCUUAAUUUGGAGGACAGCUCAGCGUCAGACAGGGUCUUUCAUGCUGUGGAGGGAGCGCUGCAAAAGUUCCCCUUUUCCUUUCAGGGAGCAAGAAUCCUAAGUGGCCAGGAAGAGGGAGCUUUUGGCUGGGUCACAGUCAACUACUUGGAUGAUCGGUUGAAACAGGGCUUGGAAACAAAAGGUGCUCUUGACCUUGGUGGGGCUUCCACACAAAUUAGCUUUGUAUCCGAUACAUUUGACGGCUCGGAGUCUCCUGACAAUAACGUGAACUUUCGACUCUACGGAAAUGACUACAACCUGUACACUCACAGCUUCCUGUGUUAUGGGAAAGACCAGGCGCUACGAAUGACGCUGGCACAACAGACCUUGUCAGGUCCAGGAUCAAUACUAGACCCUUGUUUCCAUCGUGGCUACACUGACACAAAGAACUACUCGGUCCUCUAUGACAGUCCGUGUGUGUCAAAAAUGAAACCCCAAAAUGCUACCCCUACCUUUACUCACAAGGGGGGAGGAGACUUCCUACAAUGCCAAGAUGUCAUCAAAAGAAUCUUCAACUUCACACACUGCAAAUACAACCAGUGCUCCUUCAAUGGGAUCUUCCAGCCAUUUUUGCAGGGGCAGUAUGGGGCUUUCUCUGCUUACUACUUUGUGAUGGACUUCCUCAAUCUGACAGAUACAUCCAUCCCUCUGGAAGACGUCAAGGAAAAGCUAAAACGCUACUGUGCUACGCCUUGGAGUGAGCUAACGCAGCAGCAUGGAAACAUAAAGUACCUGGCUGAAUACUGCUUCUCUGGCACAUACAUCGUCACCCUGCUGACCGAAGGAUACAACUUCACCUCACAAACCUACCCCACCAUAAAAUACAUCAAGAAGAUAAAAGGCAGCGAUGCAGGCUGGACGCUGGGCUACAUGCUGAAUCUGACUAACAUGAUUCCAGCCGAAGCUCCGGACACUCCCCCUCUGCCCCACGCAGGCUACGUCUCCAUCGUCACCAUCAUGGCAAUACUGCUCUUCGUCCUCUUCAUCGUCAGCCUGCGUCCUCUCUGGCCGCGGUGCUCCAAACAGCCACAUAUUAUAUGAACACACACACAUGUACAGUAUGUAUUUAUGUGUGAAAUUGUGUCUGUGAGCUGGUGUCCACUAUUUUACCUAUAAUGGGAAUGAAUUUACACUUAACAGCCUUUGUGGGGAUUUCAAAAGGUCAAAAGGUCAAACAUCUGCUGAACAACAACAACCCUGCAGCUCAUAUGGAGUCAAGGACAUUUCAGAAGGACAAAUGUUUUCUCAUACCGGGGGAUAAAUGAACCUUGAUUCCCUGGCUGAAGCACAUUUCCUCAUGUGUUUUUAUGUUUUGUUUUGUUUUUUAUGUGUGUGUGCAUUUGAAUGUAUGUGUGAAUGUGAGUGCCCACAUCAGUCUGCAUGUACAGUAUGUGUCUUAUAAUGUGAAUGCAAUACUAUAACAAAUAAACAACCUGAGUUUAUAUAAUAUGUUUGUUUGAUCACUUAUGUCAGGUUAAACGUUGCAUGAAUGAAUUAUAAAACUGACCCCCAAAUUCUGCUCUUGAUUAAAGGCCAUAGAAACCGUUAAAUUACAGUGAAAAUAGCAACAAAUUAUCUUUGGAUUGCAAGUCAUAUCCUUCUUCUUCUUGUAAUUUUAACCAUGUUUUAAUGACUUGAAGGCACAAAACAUCCACCACCAUGUGCUGUACAUACUGUUUGAUCCUCGUGUAAACUGAGACAGCUUUGACAAAGUUAAUAAUGUACAUUAAAGACUUUCUUGUUCGACGCCA
Molecule: messenger RNA, 2348 nt
Organism: Solea senegalensis (Senegalese sole)
Lineage: Eukaryota; Metazoa; Chordata; Actinopteri; Pleuronectiformes; Soleidae
Gene: entpd1
Product: ectonucleoside triphosphate diphosphohydrolase 1
Exons: 10
Coding region: 151-1638 (495 amino acids)
Biological process (GO): nucleoside diphosphate catabolic process
Cellular component (GO): plasma membrane
Molecular function (GO): UDP phosphatase activity; GDP phosphatase activity
Source: RefSeq, a predicted model, not a curated record